Eimeria maxima is the source of this 504-nucleotide messenger RNA. RefSeq lists its product as hypothetical. Bases 1 to 504 code for a protein of 167 amino acids. The record is from RefSeq and is a predicted model, not a curated record. The transcript has a single exon. NCBI's taxonomy places the organism in Eukaryota, Apicomplexa, Conoidasida, Eucoccidiorida, Eimeriidae.
AUGAGUAUGUUUACAGGAAGGAAUAGGGGGGGAUCAUCCCUCCCUCCGUCAACAGCUGCAGCAGCAGCAAAUAAUAAUACAGGAGGAGCAUCCUCAACAGCAUUAGUAACAACAAACAGCAGCAGCAGCAGCAGCAGCAACAGCAGCAGCAGCAGCAGCAGCAGCAGGUUCGAUGCAGCAGCAAGCGGUAGUCCUGCGCAGCAAUUAGUUGAACGUUUAUGCGAUGUGUCUCCUGAGGCAUUAGAGAAGGCAAGACAGAUAAUAAAUAAGAUGCGUGCAGCAUCAGCAGCAGCAGCAGCAACAGCAGCAGCAGCAACAGAUGGAGCAGCAACAGGUACACAGUCAACAUCAUCAGCAGCAGCAGCAGCAGCAGCAGCAGGAGACAGCAACAGCAGCUACCUCUUAUGCUUCCAACUAUUAAAGUUGGCGGGCUUAGAGGCAGAAAUUCCUCGUCUUGUUGUCUUUGGUCAACAAAGUAUGGGCAAGACUACCUUAUUAGGUUAG